UGCCUUUUUGAGUCCAGGGAGUAUUAUGUGUUCAUACUUCAUUUGUCAAAGUAGUAUUCUUUUAGUGGACCAUCAAUUUCUGUAGUGUAAUUCAAAAACUGGUCCACUUCCAAUGAUGACUAAUAGCAGUUAUAAAAGGAUGAAGAUGUCUACAAAGGUACUCAAUCGUAGGAGCCUUAUAGUACAAGAAUGACAGAAAACUUCUCAGAAGAAAAACAAAGGGAGUAUACUAGGGAUGGGUCUGUGGAUCUCAAAGGAAACCCAAUUCUAAGAUCGAAGAAGGGUGGAUGGACUGCUUGCUACUUUGUCGUAGUAUAUGAGAUUUUUGAGAGGAUGGCUUACUAUGGGAUAACUUCAAACUUGGUUCUGUACUUAACAAGGAAACUCCACCAAGGCACAGUAGCUUCGGCUAACAAUGUCACCAACUGGGUCGGCACUGGUUUCCUCACUCCUAUUUUGGGAGCUUAUAUCGCUGAUGCUCAUCUAGGACGGUACUGGACUUUUGUCAUUUCAUCGGCUAUUUAUUUGUUGGGUAUGUGUCUCCUAACUGCAACAGUUUCAAUACCAUCCUUAAGACCACCACCUUGCAACCAAAACAAUCUUGCAAAUUGCAAACCGGCAUCAAAACUCCAAGUUGGUGUAUUUUUUGCUGCUCUAUAUACACUAGCACUCGCAACUGGUGGUACCAAACCAAAUAUCUCAACCAUCGGUGCAGACCAAUUCGAUGAAUUCGAUAAAAAGGAGAGAAGCCACAAGAUAUCCUUCUUCAAUUGGUGGAAUUUCAGUAUCUUUUUGGGGACUCUAUUUGCAAAUGUUAUUCUUGUAUAUGUACAAGAUAAUGUAGGGUGGUCACUUGGAUAUGGGCUUCCUACAAUUGGACUUGCAAUUUCAUUGGUGGUGUUUUUUGCCGGAACUCCCUUUUAUAGGCAUAAGUUGCCUCAAGGGAGUCCUUUUACGAAAAUGGCGCGGGUUUUGCUGGCGGCAUUGAGGAAAUGGAGGGUGUCUCUCCCUGAAGAUUCAGCAGAACUCUAUGAGUUGGAUAUAGAGGAGUAUGCACAAAGAGGGAAGUUCAGGAUUCACUCCACAAACUCGUUGAGGUUUCUGAAUAAAGCUGCAAUUAAAGCAGGCCGAAAUUCUCCAUGGAUGCUAUGCACAGUGACACAGGUGGAAGAAACAAAGCAAAUGCUAAAAAUGAUCCCAAUUCUGAUAGCAAUGUUUAUUCCUGCCGCAAUGAUAGCUCAAGUUAACACCCUCUUCGUCAAGCAAGGCACUACACUCAACCGACACACACUGGCAAUGCUCAUCUCAAUCGUGGUCUACGACCGUUAUCUGACAAAGAUCAUGAGAUCUUGGACUAAGAACCCAAGAGGAAUCUCUCUCCUACAAAGAAUCGGGGUUGGUUUAUCUCUACAUAUCGUUAUAAUGCUAGUUGCAUCGAUAGUUGAGAGAAGAAGACUAAGGUUUGCCAGAGAUCAUGGAGUGUUUCAAAGUGGCGAAACCGUUCCUCUCACUAUAUUUACACUAUUGCCUCAAUAUGCGCUUAUGGGUGUGUCUGAUGCUUUCUUAAUUGUCGGAAAAAGCGAGUUCUUUUAUGAUCAAGCUCCUGAGAGCAUGAAGAGUUUGGGGACUUCGUACUCAUUGGUGACUUAUGGGAUUGGGAAUUUCCUUAGCAGCGUUCUUUUGGGCGGGAUUUCGAAAUUUACGAAAAGAGGAGGAAGACAUGGAUGGAUUUUGGAUAAUCUCAAUGCGUCGCAUUUGGAUUAUUACUAUGCAUUAUUGUCAGCAUUGAGUGUGUUUAAUCUUGUCUUCUUCGUGUUUGUCAGCAAGCUUUAUGUGUAUAAGGCAGAGCUAUAUGAAUCAAAUGAAGAACCAAUGAAGGAUAUCGGCAAGGGAUAUGAUGAGGAAUCAGAGAUAUGAUUAAGGGGAUGAGUUGUAAUAUUUUUCUUCAUAAACAACAAAGUAAAGGGUUUUUAGCUAUAUAUCCUCCAAAUCAAGCAUAUUCGCAAAUUUACCCUUCAAAAUCUCGAUGUUUGCUAAUUUACCCUUCAGUUCUAUCACAUUGAGUUUAAAUACCCCUCAAACUUAACAUCAUUAGUUUUUGCAGCUAAGCAACUGACAAAAAAAUAGGAAUACCCCGAAAAUAUUCCUUAAUGUAUCUUGCAGAUUAAUAUGCUCGAAUUGGAGGGUAACUUAGCAAAUAUCUAAAUUUCGGGGAUAAACUUGCAAGUAUGUAUAAUUUGG
This is a messenger RNA of Asparagus officinalis (garden asparagus), 2241 nucleotides long. Its product is annotated as protein NRT1/ PTR FAMILY 5.2-like. Gene Ontology annotation, biological process: dipeptide transport; transmembrane transport. The transcript is spliced from 4 exons. Bases 190 to 1917 code for a protein of 575 amino acids. Lineage: Eukaryota; Viridiplantae; Streptophyta; Magnoliopsida; Asparagales; Asparagaceae. Gene Ontology annotation, molecular function: tripeptide transmembrane transporter activity; dipeptide transmembrane transporter activity. The record is from RefSeq and is a predicted model, not a curated record. Gene Ontology annotation, cellular component: membrane.